This is a messenger RNA of Drosophila obscura, 2218 nucleotides long. Its product is annotated as elongation of very long chain fatty acids protein 1. The transcript has 6 exons. Gene Ontology annotation, biological process: fatty acid elongation, monounsaturated fatty acid; fatty acid elongation, polyunsaturated fatty acid; fatty acid elongation, saturated fatty acid. Lineage: Eukaryota; Metazoa; Arthropoda; Insecta; Diptera; Drosophilidae. Bases 401 to 1405 code for a protein of 334 amino acids. Gene Ontology annotation, molecular function: fatty acid elongase activity. The record is from RefSeq and is a predicted model, not a curated record. Gene Ontology annotation, cellular component: endoplasmic reticulum membrane.
UUAGAUUCAGUUGAGCAUAAACAUUCCUACGGUGUGGUGGUAGAAUUAACCCAGUCUGCGCGUCGAACGACUAAGCCAUUUAGUAAUAUUUUAUAUGAACAAUUUGUGAAGCGAUCAUCGUUGAAAAGUGUCUUUGGAGAGUGCCACAAGCUGCAGCUUCUACUCGAUCGAAGCUGAAAGCCAACAAACAAAGCUCCACGAACUUCAAAGCAAAGAUCGAAAGUGUUUUUUAUUCGGCUUGAGCGCAGCAUGAGAAAUCCUGCGGCAAGUCUUUGACAGAGAGCCUAACGUCCAAUCUAUAGUCCAGUCUAUAAGGAACGAAGCUGAAAGUGUUUGCAGCUUAAGUAGCUCAUUGAGAAGAUUGCUUAAAAGGGAGAAACAACAACAACAGAGGAGAAACAUGACGAUGAACUACAACUACUACAAUGGCAGCUCGCGCUUCGAUAUGGCCGUGGAGAUAGCCAAUAUCGCGUUGGAUGAGUUCAAGACCCAUCAUAUCUCACGCAACUACACGGGCCUGGUGCAGCGCUACUACCAAUUGGUGGAAGAGGAUUAUGGCGAUCCGCGCGCGGAACGCUUCCACCUGAUGGACCAUCCGAUGUUCACCUUCGGCCUGGUGGCCAUCUACCUGUCUUGGGUGCUCGUUCUGGGCCCCCUCUUCAUGCGCGACCGCAAGCCCUUCCAGCUCCGGCGCACUCUGGUCAUCUACAAUGCCUUCCAGGUGGCCCUCAGCGGGUAUAUGUUCUAUGAGCACUUAAUGGCCGGCUGGCUGAACUACUAUAAUCUGAAGUGCCAACCGGUUGACUACUCGGAUGGUCCCAUGUCCAAGCGGAUGCUGAACCUGUGCUACAUUUACUACCUGUCGAAGCUGACGGAAUUCGCCGACACCGUGUUCUUUGUGCUGCGCAAGAAAUCCUCACAGAUCACCUGGCUGCACGUGUACCAUCACUCGGUGACGCCCCUGGAGACCUGGGUGCUGGUCAAGUUCCUUGCAGGUGGAAAUGCCACAUUCCCCAAUCUGCUGAACAACUUUGUGCAUGUGUGCAUGUACUUCUAUUACAUGAUGUCCGCCAUGGGUCCCGAGUACGCCAAGUUCUUGUGGUGGAAGAAAUACAUGACCGAGCUGCAGAUCGCUCAGUUCGUGCUGUGCAUUUUCCAUACGAUACGCGCCCUCUUCAGCAACCAGUGCCAGUUCUCCAAGUUCAUCUCGGCCCUCCUGCUGCUGAAUGCCUCCAUAUUCUUCUGCCUCUUCAUGAACUUCUACAUGCAGAGCUACAAGAAGUCCAAGGCGCUACAGCAGCAGCAGCAGGAGAAGCAGCAGAAGCUCACGGCAGCCAAGGCAGACAGCAACAACAACAACAAUAACCAUAUGGAAAUGCUGACACAGAAGCUGAAGGCCCACUAGAAUAGAAGAGGAAGUACUUCCAAGGAUUGCUCGAAAAGGGAACAAAUUUUUUGCAUACUCGUAAACUGGACAAAUUGGUGUUGGCAACAGAACAAACGUUGGAAGUAGUUUUGGUACAAAGGUUUUAACUUACGCUAAGCUUAAGCUUAAGAGCCAUAAAUGCACAGAUAGACAGACAGACAGACAGACAGACGCACACGGAUAGAAGGAAGUCCAGCCAGAAAGCCACAAGUAGAAGAAGAAGUCAGAAGACAGCCCACCUGUUUGCGGUGCGGUGCGGGGCCCAAUGCGCAAUGCGCAAUUCAAUUAUUCAAUUCAAUUCAAUUCAAACAGACCCCUACCCUACUCUACCCAGCUAGCUUUGCUUGCUUGUUUCGCUUGCUUCGACGGACAUCCGACCGCUUCGUCCGUUCGUUCGUUCGGUGAAGAGAAUGGCUCUCUGGUUAGCAGCAGUCGCAACUGUAUUCGUAAUCGUAACUGUGUAACUGUACAUGAAACUGGGUCAAUUUUCAAGAUCUGCCUAGGCCGUAAGUCACCUAAUUCUAGACCUAAACCUCACGAACGUAGCGCGUUUAGUUUUUAAUCGAACUCUGCGCUACCCCCGAUAGUGCCUAAGUAAGUGUUAAUUGUAAUUGUGUAUAGAUGACGAUUGACGAUUUGUAAAUAGCCUGUUAAAUGUUAAAUGUUAAAUAUUUGUAGUCCGCUAAGCCACCUAGCCUAAGCAAACUAGUCUAACUUACAACAUGCGCGCCACUCAAUAUUGAGCAGCACGACUAUAAAGCGAAGACAAAUAAAAGCGAAGAAAAGAUACAU